AUGGGUGAUCCAGGCCUGGAUCUCACGCGCAGGGCACGUGCUUCCAUCUUCCUCUUCGCUUUCACUCUGUCCACGUUGCUCCUCGCAGAUGGAGGGAAGCUCAUCAGCUUCAGAGACAACGAUCUUCUCGGAGCCGAGAAGAAAUUCCGAGUUUUCAUGGAAACUUACGAGAAGAAGUACUCCAGCAGAGAGGAGUACCUCCACCGCCUGAGGAUUUUCGCCGACAACCUGAUCAGAGCGGCGGAGCACCAGGCCUUGGAUCCCACUGCUGUUCACGGCGUCACGCCCUUCUCUGAUUUAUCGUCGGAGGAGUUUGAGCAGAUGUACACCGGCCUCAAAGGUGGCUUCGGGAUCAAUAAUGGGCUCAGCGACGGCCGGACUGGCGGUGAAGCACCGCUCUUGGAUGUUGAAGGUCUGCCGGAGAACUUUGACUGGAGAGAAAAAGGGGCCGUUACUGAAGUCAAGACGCAGGGCGCAUGUGGAUCAUGCUGGGCUUUCAGCACCGCAGGAGCUUUAGAAGGAGUCCAUUUUAUCGCACCGGAAAGCUUUAUCGCAACCGGAAAGCUUGUGAGUCUUAGUGAACAACAGCUUGUAGACUGCGACAACAAGUGUGAUAUAAAAGAGAAGACAGAAUGCGACAGUGGAUGCAGAGGAGGUCUGAUGACAAAUGCGUAUAGGUACUUAAUGGAGGCAGGUGGGUUGGAAGAAGAGAGUUCUUAUCCCUACACUGGAAGACGAGGCGAAUGCAAGUUCGAUCCUCAGAAAAUAGCCGUUAGGGUCUCCAACUUCACCAACAUCCCUGUGGACGAAUCUCAAAUUGCUGCCUACUUAGUCCACCAUGGCCCUCUUGCCAUGGGAAUAAAUUCGGUGUUCAUGCAAACAUACAUAGGGGGAGUGUCGUGUCCUCUUAUAUGCAGCAAGAGAAGGUUGAACCAUGGGGUGUUGCUGGUUGGGUAUGGAGCCAAAGGGUUCUCUAUUCUGAGGCUGAAGAACAAACCUUAUUGGAUCAUCAAGAACUCAUGGGGAAACAAAUGGGGCGAGCAUGGCUACUAUCGCCUGUGCCGCGGCCACACCAUGUGCGGCAUGAACACCAUGGUCUCCGCCGCAAUGGUCCCUCCCAUCCACACUGCUCAAUCCCUUGCUUCUUAUUAG
Molecule: messenger RNA, 1152 nt
Organism: Neltuma alba
Lineage: Eukaryota; Viridiplantae; Streptophyta; Magnoliopsida; Fabales; Fabaceae
Product: probable cysteine protease RD19D
Exons: 4
Coding region: 1-1152 (383 amino acids)
Biological process (GO): proteolysis
Molecular function (GO): cysteine-type peptidase activity
Source: RefSeq, a predicted model, not a curated record